Messenger RNA from Durio zibethinus, 2899 nucleotides. Its product is annotated as transcription factor HBI1-like. The record is from RefSeq and is a predicted model, not a curated record. NCBI's taxonomy places the organism in Eukaryota, Viridiplantae, Streptophyta, Magnoliopsida, Malvales, Malvaceae. Gene Ontology annotation, biological process: regulation of DNA-templated transcription. Gene Ontology annotation, molecular function: protein dimerization activity; DNA-binding transcription factor activity. Gene Ontology annotation, cellular component: nucleus.
CAAUUCUAAAAAAAGGCUAAAUGGUAGUCCUGUUUUUUCCCCAAAACUUAACUAAUAUAAAAUAAAUAGUGUAUAGUAACUAAAAAGUUGGAAUUCUUGUGUACCCUUCAUUUUUGGUUCUUUGGGAAUAAUUUACAAGUAUAAAAUAUGAAAAAGCUUGCUGUCAUCUAGGUCUUGUGAUGUGUAUUUCUUAGAUUAAAAAAAUAAAGUCUGAUUGGUGGGAUUUGUUUUUAUGCUGCCUAAUUUGGCACACAUUGUCUGUGGGUUACUCGUAUAAUCCAUUCAAUACAUCCAUGCAAAUAUUCUUUGCCUGGAAAACAGAGAUCUUUCCGUUAACCAUCCCCUACCCCUUAUCCUCAAUGAGCUUCAACCUAUACAAAAACUCAUAUAUAUACCUGCAAAAAUGCACAUAUUUAACAGGCUUGUCCCUGAAUCAGUCACAGGAUAUUGGAAGGUAUCUUUGCAGCUGGUUUCUUUGUAAUUUUAGAAAGAUUUUUUUGCUUGCUGCCCUUUAGGCUUGACCCAGAUUCCAAACUGAUUUUGCUUAUGUGAAACUUUAAAUGGACGCUUAGCUGUAAUAGAGACUUGGCCUCUUUUUUUCCUUAUCUCUUCCAAAGGAGUAGAGGAAAAGAAAAAGGAUUACUUGAAAGUUGAGAUCACUUUUUCUCACAAAAGCAUGUGACUACAGUUCGUUCUCCAUUUACAUAUUUCCUUCUUAACUAUGUUCGAACCAAAAGGAACAUUGAUGCUUUUCUUAUAAGAUUUAAGAAAUAGAAUAUAAAAAAAUUUAAUAAAGCUGGAGUAGUUCAGUCAGUUAAAGCGUACGGUUGUUAAGAGGUUCAACCCAUUCCUCUAGCGUUUUUAUUCUGCUCAUUAUUUUUAAUUAUCUCAUUCACCUGGAGGUUCAUCAAACAACUUGAUUUGAUUGUUUGUUUAAUGUUUAGAGCUAAAGAUUUUUUGAAGUUGAAAACUCACCAAAUCUAAAGUUUUGAUCUGCAUGUGAAGCCUUCAAAUAUCUCUAUUCGUUUGAAUCACCUCGACCAAACCUUGAAAAGAUUAACCUCAACCAUAAACCGAACCUCGAAACCCGUUUUGUAGCGUUUCCGUUUUCUGUUAUAAGCGGACAUUCUCACAUGGCGAUUAUGUCACUCGGUCCCAUUGUCCACAAGCUCUCGUUAAUGGCUUACAUUCUUUUGUGAUUCUUUGCCUCUCUUCUAUCCAAAUCCUAUCCUUUAUAUAUCUCUCCUUGCAAAUUCAUCUUUGUUAAGUCAUCUCUCAAUUCAUUUUCUUUCGCCUUAGUAAUAACUAGUUUCCCUGGAAAAAGAAGUCUUCAAAAAGUUAAGAGAACAAAGCAAAAAAAUUCCAUUUCUCCUCUUCAGAGACUGACCAGAGAUGUUUCCUAGUUUGCACUCCCUGGGAAGCUGUACAUAUAAUGGAAUGGACUUGACAGUGCUUGAGAAACAACAAGCAAGGUUGAAAUGGCUGCAGCAACAGCAGCAGCAGCAAAACUAUGUGGUCCAAAAUAAUGCUCAUGUUGAAUUAUGUACAAGUUCAGUGCCUCAGUUUCAGGGUUUGCUUGGAAGCAGUUUAUGUGGUGGACAGUUGGUUGAGCUGAAAAUGCCAGAAGUUUAUCUGGGUAGUGAUGAUUUUCACAAAUUUGUGAACUUUUCAGUCGCUGGACCAGAGUUUGGUGUCAGUAAGAUGGAUUUGGUGAUGCCAGAGGCUGCUGCAGAUUACAGUAUUUCCCGGACUUCUGGCUGUCAGAUGACAGCUUUCCAGACUGCUGUUAUUAAAGAGGAAGGAGAGGAUGUGGUUUUGGAGAAAAUGGAGUCUACCACGGGCAGAGAGAGCUUUAACAAGAGAAAAGCAAAGGCUGUUGCAGACUAUAAAUGCAAAGACAAGAAGAUUAAAGAAGUAGAAGCGGAAUCUGAGGUUAAAACAAAAUGCAGUGCAGAAGUUUCCAGAAAUUCUUCAAAGGAGAAGUCGAAGGCUUCAGAGGUCCAGAAGCCAGAUUACAUUCAUGUAAGGGCACGUCGUGGCCAGGCUACCGACAGUCACAGCUUGGCAGAAAGAGCCAGAAGGGAAAAGAUCAGUAAGAAGAUGAAAUGCUUGCAAGAUUUAGUCCCUGGUUGCAAUAAAAUCACAGGCAAAGCUGGAAUGCUAGAUGAAAUAAUCAAUUAUGUUCAAUCUCUCCAAAGGCAGGUUGAGUUUUUGUCUACGAAGCUUGCUGCGCUGAAUCCAAGUGUAGAAUUCAAUGUUGACAACCUACAUGUGAAAGAGUUUCCUGCUUAUGUCGCCAAUUUUCCAGCAGCCGCUAAGUCACCAGCAAUGGCCAAUUUGGCCUGCCUUCAGUUGAAUCCAUUGCAAAAAGAAGCUGUAAAUUGCAUAUUAGAUGCUACAAUGCACCCUCCAGGGACAGCAACUGAAGGAAUUGCAAGUGCUUCUAUGCUAAUCCCAGAACAAGCUCUCGGCUCAUCCUGCGUGACUCAACUGCAACCAUUUUCAACUUGGAACACGGAUCCUCAAUGUCUUUACAAUGUGUACAAUAUGGGGUUUCAUUAAGAAUGAUCAACUAAUUUUUGUCUCCAUCAACAGACACUAUCGUAUCAGACUUCAAGACGGAAUAUAAUUUUAGAUGCUAUCAUUCACCUUCUUACAGGAUUUAUUUCAAAGAUUCUAAUAGUUACCAUUCUUGAAAUCCUAGCAGCAUCAAGAUGGAGAUGUUAUUUUUUUUGGACACUAUUCAUCAUCAUACAGGAUUUUAUUACUAUGAUUCCAACAAAUUACUCAAUGAACAAAUUCUUGUUCUCCAUGUGUAGUCCCACUAUUCUAAUAAAACAUUAUCCAUCCAUAUGAUAAAUCACAAGAUUUCCAUAUUUCCACUGUAUAAUGACUAGAG